AUGACCGCCGUAACCGCUCCCGCCGCGGAGCCGCCGACCGACAACGCCACCGACACCGGGUCGCUCAAGAUCAGAGCCCUCGCGUACGCGUACCCCGGCGGCGAGUCGAUCCUGAACGACGUCACGCUGGACCUCCCUCCCGGGUCGCGAUGCCUUCUCAGCGGCGCGAACGGCGCGGGUAAGAGCACGCUGCUUCAGAUCCUCGCGGGGAAGACGAUGGUGGACCGAGACGCGGUCCGCGUCAUCGGGAAGCCGCCGUUCCACGAGAUCGAGCUCACGUGCAGCGGCGACCUGGGGUACCUCGGGUCGCAGUGGCGUCGCACCAUCGGCAGCGCGGGCUCCGUCGCGCUCGCGGGCGACUUCACCGCGGGCAAGAUGAUCUUCGGCGUCGAGGACGUCGACCCCGAGCGUCGCGCGCGCCUCGUCCAACUCCUCGACAUCGACCUCGACUGGAGCAUGAUGAAAGUCUCCGACGGCCAGCGAAGACGCGUGCAGAUCUGCAUGGGGCUCCUCAAGCCGUUCAAAGUCCUCCUCUGCGACGAGAUCACCGUGGACUUGGACAUCCUCGGCCGAUUAGACCUCCUCGAGUUUUUAAAGUCCGAGUGCGAAGAACGCGGCGCCACCGUUGUGUACGCCACGCACAUCUUCGACGGCAUGGAGCCGUGGAUGACGCACGUCGCGUUCGUGUCCAACGGCGCGCUCGCGCACGGCGGGCGCAAGUCCGACGUCGUCGGGCUCAAGGGCGUGAAACACUUGCUCGGGACGAUCGACGCGUGGCUGCGCGUGGACAGGGACGAGAGGCGGGCGAGGGAGGCGAUUGCGGCGACGGCGCCGAAGAAGACGGCGACGGAUCGGUUCUCGAACGUGUCUCGACACAUGGGGUACUACCGGUAA
Messenger RNA from Micromonas pusilla CCMP1545, 894 nucleotides. RefSeq lists its product as uncharacterized. NCBI's taxonomy places the organism in Eukaryota, Viridiplantae, Chlorophyta, Mamiellophyceae, Mamiellales, Mamiellaceae. The transcript has 2 exons. Gene Ontology annotation, molecular function: ATP hydrolysis activity; ATP binding. The record is from RefSeq and is a predicted model, not a curated record. Bases 1 to 894 code for a protein of 297 amino acids.